CAGUGGAGGCGCGCCAGGAUUGGUCGGUUUGGGUGUGGGUGUUGCUCGGCACCAGCGAAUAAGCGGGGGCAGAGGGAUGUUGUGGUUCAAGACUCACGCAUGCGCAGGGUCGUCUGCCUGUGCCUGGGCUGCCUGUGACCCGGGCCAGGUCUGCCCGGUGGGCUGAUUGCAGAGGAGGCGGAGGGUGGCUCGGCGGGAGGUCGCCGACUCCCGGAGGCCGCUGUCGGGGCGAGGUGUCCUCAUGACUUCUCUCGCGGACCAUGUCCUUGAUCCUUUUUGCCUGCGUGGUAAGGGUGAGGGAUGGACUGCCCCUCUCGGCCUCCACUGAUUUCUACCACAGCCAAGACUUCCUGGAAUGCAGGAGACGCCUCAAGACUUUAGCCUCGCGACUGGCCCAGUAUCCAGGUCGAGGUUCCGCAGAAGGAUGUGACUUCAGCAUCCACUUCUCUUCUUCGAGGGACGUGGCCUGCAUGGCUAUCUGCUCCCUCCAGUGUCCGGCAGCCAUGGCCUUCUGCUUCCUGGAGACCCUGUGGUGGGAAUUCACAGCUUCCUAUGACACCACCUGCGUCGGCCUCGCCUCCAGGCCAUAUGCCUUUCUCGAAUUUGACAAUGUCAUUCAGAAAGUGAAGUGGCAUUUUAACUAUGUAAGUUCCACCCAGAUGGACAGCAGCUUAGGAAAAAUUCAGGAGGAACUCAAGUUCCAGCCACCAGUGGUUCUCACCCUGGAAGACACAGAUGUGGCCAACGGGGUGAUGAACGGACACACGCUGAUGCACCUGGAGCCAGCUCCUAAUUUCCGAAUGGAACCAGUGACAGCCCUGGGCGUCCUCUCCCUUAUUCUCAACAUCAUGUGCGCUGCCCUGAACCUCAUUCGUGGAAUUCACCUCGCAGAACAUUCUUUACAGGUUGCACAUGAAGAAAUUGGAAAUAUUCUGGCUUUUCUUAUUCCUUUUGUAGCCUGCAUCUUCCAGUGUUACCUGUACCUGUUCUACAGUCCAGCCAGGACUACGAAGGUGGUGCUGAUGCUGCUCUUCAUUUGCGUGGGCAACGUGUACCUGCAUGGGCUGAGGAACCUCUGGCAAAUCCUCUUCCACAUAGGAGUGGCUUUCCUGUCUUCACAUCAGAUACUGACAAGGCAGCUUCAGGACAAGCAGUCUGACUGCGGAGUGUGAGGAUGAGGCCACGGGAUGGACGGAUCCUUUGAUUUUCCUCUAAGGGUCAUCGGCGUUUCCCCUUUUACUUCUUGACUUCACCUCAAGUUUCCAUCCUCGAAGUUCCUUUCAACCAAAGCAGACUGACCCUGAGAACCAAGAUUUUCUUCCACCGGUGCAGCGGGAAGCAUGAAGUUGCUGGCCAUCUGGUCUCAGUUUUGUGUGAGAGUUACUGCAGAAUCUCCACUUCAGCACUUUGGACAGCAGAAUCUGGGCGCCCCGUCAGAAAGCACACUACUGGAAGACCAGCAUGGAAUGGUUUUGUUCUUUUACGUUGAGUGAUGCAAUAAACCACUAGAUUCAGUAUCAGUAGUUUUAAGUAAUUGGCAGUUGUCUCCAAGGAACCACUUAAACAUCUGUAUCAGCUUUUCAGUCUAAAUGUGACUUUGGUGAGUUUUUUUUUUUUUAAGAGGGUCAGCACAGGGUGAAUUAACUUAAAAAGUGGUUUAUAGGUAUAACAUAGAUACGUUUUGUUUACAUUUUUGAUAACUUAGGUCUGAUAUGAUACCUUUAGAAUAUUUAAAUAUAUUUUGGAUAUAAAUUGAACUUCACUUAGGGUAAGAACAAACUGAAGCUGAGAUAAUGGUUGAGAAAACUGAAUUUAUUUAAUUUAUAUAUAACCUUUCAUGGUAGUGGGACUGUAGGGAUACAGAAAUAUUUUGUAUUUAUUUGCAGGGUAUAUCUGAAUAUUUUUAAAAUUGAGUAACCAGUGCUACUGGAUCAUAAGCUUGUAAGCAGAAGUGAGACUAUCAAGACUCCUUGCAGUUGGCCACAAACUAGAGUAGGUGGGUCACACAUUCACACAGUGGCACUUUGAAGUUACAGGUGGAAGAGGCUGCUGUCAUCAACUUUGUAUGUGGCAGCCAGGUGCCAGGCAUUUUAAUCAUGUCAUUUAAUACUUGACCCUGAGUACUUGUUCUCAGAAGACCUCACAAAUUAAUUACUCCUCUACAGCUUUCCUAAUCAUCUUAAUUAGAUUCAGUUCAGUUCAGUUGCUCAGUCGUGUCCGACUCUUUGUGACCCCAUGGACUGCAGCACACCAGGCUUCCCUGUCCAUCACCAACUCCCUCAUUUUUGUAUGAACAAAGGUCAUGUGUAUGUUAACUUUUUUAGAGCUUUAUAGCUUAUAAAGCUUUAUAAUUAACCCUGUGCUCAGUCCCUGGGUCGGGAAGAUCCCCUGGAGAAGGAAAUGGCAACCCACUCUAGUAUUCUUGCCUGGAGAAUCCCCAUGGACAGAGGAGCCUGGCGGGCUAUAGUCCAUGGGGUCGCAAAGAGUCGGACAUGACUGAAGCAACUCAGCACACACGCAGGUGCUCUGAAAAGUUACUUUUUUUUCUCUCAUUGUUAACAUUUUGACUGAUCAUAGUUUUCCAAAAUUUAGAUCUGAAUAUGAUCCCUGAGGCCUCUAGAAACUUCAGCCUGGGUUGUCCAGUACCACUCAGGAGGCCAUUUGGGAAGUUUGGCCUUUGGAUUGUUCUUUGUAGAAGUCUGGAAUAUGAAUAGCUCCACCAUAUUGCAUAGAAUACUCUGGGUUGAAUUGUGUGAUAUUGAUAAAUUGCAGAUUCCUAUUUUGGUAGUUUUUAAGAGUUGAAAACUAUCACAAGAGUUAGCGAGCAGGUAAGGAAAGCAAGGAUGUCAUUUUAGGGAAUUCAGUUGACCUUGGUCAUUUCAUUACUGGUGGUGUAUUGUUACUGAGCUACCUUAGUGUCACUUAAAAGAAAAGUUCAUGUGACUAGGAACUGUAGUGGGAAAAUGUUGCCAUGGUAACUUUAUUUUCUUAUAAUAGAAUUUCCUAUUUUUAAUCAAAGUAUUUGGACGUGAAAGUUACAUUGGCAACAUCCUCAGAUGUUAAACCUCAGAGUCAUCUCCCCAGUGAUUUCUCAAUCUGCAUAAUUUUCUGCGGGGGCUUCCCUGGUGGCUCAGAUGGUAAGAGAAUCUGCCUGCAAUGCAGGAGAUGUGGGUUAGAUUCCUGGUUUGGGAAGAUCCCCUGGAGAAGAGAAUGGCAAUUCACUGCAGUAUUCUUGCCUGGAGAAUCCCAUGAUAGAGGAGCCUAGAGGGCUACAGUCCAUGAGGUUGCAAAGAAUCAGACACAACUAAGAGACUAACACUUUAAUUUUCUGCAUCCCUAGCAGAUAAAUUUUCAAGCUUUCUGGGACACAACUUUGAAGAGAUGGUGAAAUAGAAUGGGAAGCUAAGGAGAAGAGACAAUCUUUUCAUAUUAGCAGCACACACAAAGCUUUAAAAGUUGAUUAGAACAGCUUACCAAUAUAUUGUUUCAUCUUGAGCUCGUGUGCUAUUGGUGUUGCCAUGUAGCCUGGUACCCAGACACCCUGGGGGUCUGUGAUCCACAUUCAGCAAGUAGUGAAGGACAGUCCUUGCAGAGGAGACCCUCCUGGCCUAAUGGAGAGGUGAUCUACAAGCUGGUCCAAUGUGGUCUGAAUCUGUGAACACCUACAUGGGGUUUAAGAUUUACUUUCACAAACCAAAGGGAAAAGACGCAGUCGGCAAACAGUACAGAGUAAUGACCACAUAAACAUUAUGUAACUGAAAUCCAGCUAAGAGCAGCCUCAGUCUAACUGGAGGAAGAGGCUGAUGAUAGGAAAGGCGUUCUGGAGAUUUUAUCCAAGGGAAAUUGCAGGCUCGAGGUUGACUUGGGUCAGGCGUAGAGUUUUUUAGCCCUGUGUCAUCCUUGGUGCCUCAUCCUUGCCCUCACUCCGCCAUGGGCCUUUGUUUUAGCUGCUGUAGCACCUUUGUCUGCUCAGUCGUUAACUGAUCUCAGGGGGCCACUAAUGUUGGAAAACCCUUAAAAGUGCCUUCUGGUGUCAGAUGUGGCAAGAUCUUGAGCAUCCCUGUGUGCAAUGUCCCGUCUGCUGUUUCUGGGCGGGGGUGUGGCUCCGUGCUCUCUAGCAGGGGCCGAGCCCAAGGCUUCCCCACCCGCAGGUGUGCUAGUGAGGGAAACACGUAGGCUCUGCUUUUCUUUCCCCAGGCCGGCUUGACUGUGACAGGGCCGUGCUCGGGUUUCCUGCCCUGGGCAGGGACACUCGGAGUAUAUUUGGGUGGGAUUUCCUCUCGGUACUGGAGGCCUCAGUGCCCGCAGUGGGAGGAUGACCAUGGGCUCCCAGUUUUGCUUCUGCAGCUGGCACUCCUUUUAUCUGUGAGUCAGUUUUAAAGUUCUUCAAAGGGUAAGAAAAAGGGUAUUGGAAGGAAAUGAGAACAUUUAGCAUCCUUCCUACCACCCCCACCUGAGUUCCCUGUUCUUUCCCUAGGAGCCCCCAUUCAGGUCUCCCCUGCCUCUUUCCACCUCUGCCGCCUACAUUCCAGUCCUAGAGGCAGAGGCUGAAAGUAGAGGCUCUGGAGGGAGGGGGAAGCCACCUUUCACUGUAAUCGAUAGGGAGGGUCCAGGAGCUUCAGAGAGGGAGCAGAUGACGCAGGCCCAGCUCUCUCCCCUGUGCACCCCAGGCGCACAACAAGGCUGGCUGUUUGGGGUGCAGGAAGCAGGGGACAGGCCAAGAGUGGAGCUGGGGCCUGGCCAGUUGUUGGAAGACAGCAGCUGUCCCCUUGGCAUAUGGGGGUUGCACGCCAUACCUUCAACCAGGGCUGCUGUUCACUGUUCUUUGAUGGAAUCAGCCCCUCGUCACACCGGGAUGGGUGACCCUCAGAUAACAGCACCGUGCACGUGAGGACUGGCCACGAGGGAGGCUUUAUGGAGGCCAGGUGAGCACACAGACACCUGCCCUGAUGUUGCUCACAUUCCAGGCGAUUCUACACAGAAUCCCAGUCAAGUACGGGGAAGACUUACCUCUGCGCCCUGAGCAUUAAUAAAGGUGGGAAAAAGGAGAGUCGAUGUGCCCUGGAGAGGUAAUGCGGGAUGGAGCACCCUGUCAGUCAGCCCAGGCCUGGAGGUUGGCAUGGUUAUUCCACUUGGUCCCGCUCCACAAUGGGCGAGUUGUGGCUCAUGGGCUGGGGUCCUCUGGGAAAUGGUGGUAGUAUCAGCCUGCUCCCCAGCGAGCUGUCAACAGGGAAAAAGCGAUCAUGGAGGGGACGCUAGGUGAAUCCAUUAUUCAUGUGCAGCAGGAGAAAGGCUUUGCAUUUGGUUCACUCAGCAUGCAGAGGUUCUGCAUGCUUCAGGCAGUGCAGCUCAGCACAGCCAUAUCUUCCAACCUUUACAAAAAAACGCCUCCUGCUUCCACUCCAUAAAGGCGGUGGCCUCUCUUCCUCCCCCUGGACCUGCCUCCUGCCUUCCAGGCACAGCACCUUUAGUACCAGUGUUGUUUGGUCCUCCAGGAUCCAGGGAGGCCAGACCUGCUGGUUAGACCGAAUCUCAUGGCCUGUUUCUGACCCAGGUGAGGAGAGCUCUGGUUCUGCCAUCUGGGAGCAGUAAUGUCAAACUUGUGUUGCUGGGGAAACGUGAUUGGUAGAGAACCUGUGAAGAAAGACUUGUCAGUAAAAUCUGGGAAUGGAAGGCUAUAGGAACAUCUGCCUGUAUGCACUGAUGGCAAGGCUGUUGCCUGCAAGCACCUUUAUGCAGUGUAAAAUGAUCAAACCCGUCCUGCUUCUUUAUCCUGUGCUGGGUACAGAUGACCUUCUUUAACCCUUACACUUAAGUGAUUCUGGGUUCUUCUACAAGUAUUAUCCUAUGAGUCAUUCAUACGACGUGGCCCCCAGGAUUCCAUUUUGUUUCAUAGAGUUUUCCACUAAGGGCAUUAAAGAUUGAGGCUUGUUUAGCCAGGGAAGACCAUUUAUUUCACAUAUUAAUUUUGAAUGCUUGCUACCCUUGUUAUACGAGCUUCUUACUGUUUUCAUGUAAUAACAAAGAUCUAUUUUGAGUAAAUGGUGAGUGCGUUUUAACAAACUUUCACACAGUCAUAAAGUCUAAACUUGUGUUGAUAUAGGUAAAGAAUGUUGUAUAACUGUUUAUAUACUAUGUAUGUAUGUAUAUAUAUAUAUAUAUAUAUAUAUACACACACAUAUAUAUGUGUAUGUAUAUAUAUAUAAUAAACGAGGUGGCUCCAGAAGUGGGAAGAGAAUAAAUCCAAGGUGCUCAUUAA
Molecule: messenger RNA, 6259 nt
Organism: Cervus elaphus (red deer)
Lineage: Eukaryota; Metazoa; Chordata; Mammalia; Artiodactyla; Cervidae
Gene: SEC22C
Product: SEC22 homolog C, vesicle trafficking protein
Exons: 7
Coding region: 261-1172 (303 amino acids)
Biological process (GO): endoplasmic reticulum to Golgi vesicle-mediated transport
Source: RefSeq, a predicted model, not a curated record